AUGGCGAAUUUCAGGCUUUGUCUUUUCACUCUUUCCCUCAUCACAUUAACUGUCAUAUUACAACCAUUUAAUGUAAUUGAUCCGAAAAGUGCAACAGCCGACGUUAAGGGCUUGGCAACGAUAUCGAUUACGUGCGGUACACGUGACGCCGAUAAACUAUACACCGAUACGGAUAAUUUGUACACGAACACGAAGGAUCCAGCACUUCAUAACCUUCUCGAUAACUGCUGGUGGAGAUUUCUGGGGGCACGGGAUAAUAUUGACAGCGCGGGACGGAUGCUUAGUGAUAAAGGGUCGGAUGCGGCGAAGCUAGCUAUUACUCGGUAUGCUAUGCCGAUGAUUACAUAUUGCUCGGACCUUUCCAAGAAGAGCCCAACAGUGGCUGUGCCGAAGAAUAUUAUUGAUGAGAUGAAUGUUGUUAGUAAUGAUUGCCAGAUUAUAUUAGAGAUUUUGAGUAAUUUUUAG
Molecule: messenger RNA, 465 nt
Organism: Gossypium arboreum
Lineage: Eukaryota; Viridiplantae; Streptophyta; Magnoliopsida; Malvales; Malvaceae
Product: putative invertase inhibitor
Exons: 2
Coding region: 1-465 (154 amino acids)
Molecular function (GO): enzyme inhibitor activity
Source: RefSeq, a predicted model, not a curated record